Hibiscus syriacus is the source of this 1287-nucleotide messenger RNA. Its product is annotated as mitochondrial import receptor subunit TOM40-1-like. Gene Ontology annotation, cellular component: mitochondrial outer membrane; mitochondrial outer membrane translocase complex. Gene Ontology annotation, molecular function: transmembrane protein transporter activity. Bases 151 to 1092 code for a protein of 313 amino acids. The record is from RefSeq and is a predicted model, not a curated record. The transcript has 11 exons. NCBI's taxonomy places the organism in Eukaryota, Viridiplantae, Streptophyta, Magnoliopsida, Malvales, Malvaceae. Gene Ontology annotation, biological process: protein import into mitochondrial matrix.
CCCUGGCAAAACCCUUCUUAUUGAGCCUUCCCCGACAGCCGCAAGCCUUCAGCUCCUUUUGCGGUUGUGCCGCCCACCCAUAUCUAAUUACAAUCGCCGGUGCGGCUGUUUGAUCCGGCCAAAAUUUCCUCUACUGGAAAGUAGAAACAAAUGGCGGGGCUUGUUCAUCCAGCUACUACGACAAUUCCAGCCGAGGCAUCCAAAACGGCGCAUACCAAAGCUGAGGAGAAAACCGAUUACAUGAACCUCCCAUGCCCUAUUCCUUUCGAAGAGCUCCAACGCGAAGCUCUUAUGUCUCUGAAGCCAGAAACCUUUGAAGGAUUGCGAUUUGAUUUCACCAAAGGACUAAAUCAGAAAUUCUCACUGAGUCACAGUGCGUCUAUGGGCCCAACAGAAAUUCCUUCUCAAUCCGCUGAAACCAUUAAAAUUCCUACUGCUCACUAUGAAUUUGGUGCCAACUUCAUUGAUCCAAAUCUGAUGCUUAUUGGGAGGGUGCUGACGGAUGGUAGACUGAAUGCUAGAGUGAAAUGGGAUUUGACAGACAAUCUAACUGUGAAGGCUAAUGCUCAGCUAACAAAUGAGCCUCAUAUGUCACAUGGCAUGUUCAACUUUGAUUACAAGGGUAAAGACUACAGGUCUCAGUUUCAAAUGGGAAAUGGUGCUUUAUUUGGAGCUAGUUAUAUCCAGAGUGUGACACCACAUUUGUUCUUAGGUGGUGAAGUAUUUUGGGCUGGUCAGCACCGGAAGUCAGGCCUUGGUUAUGCUGCCCGGUAUGAAACAGAUAAGAUGGUUGCUGCAGGGCAAGUUGCAAGUACCGGAAUGGUUGCUUUGAGCUAUGUUCAAAAAGUGUCCGAGAAGGUUUCUUUAGCAUCAGAUUUCAUGUAUAAUUACAUCACUAAAGAUGUGACAUCAAGUGCCGGCUAUGAUUACAUCCUCAGACAGUGUCGUUUGAGGGGGAAGAUCGAUUCUAAUGGAUGCACAACUGCUUAUCUAGAAGAGCGGUUAAAUAUGGGCCUAAAUUUCAUCCUCUCCGCGGAGAUAGAUCAUAGGAAGAAAGACUACAAAUUUGGAUUCGGAUUGACCGUAGGGUGAUUCGAUUUUUCCGUAAAAAGCCGUUUGUACAGGGUUCUUCGGCAUAUGGUUGAAGAUUACAGAACUGAGAAUUUGUACUUUGAACUAUUGUUCAGCUGGUAGUGUGUAGCGAUUUUUAACUGUUGUCGGAUUCUUAAUUUUUGUAAAAUUAUAUAAUUAUUAAUACUAUUCUAUUAAAUUGUUUAUUCUGGAUUA